AUGGAGCACAAGCACAAAUACGAGCAGUUCAAAGGCCAACCGAGACUACCCAAAUUUGCGGCUCCUAGACGUUACGAUAUCAAGCUCAAGCCCGACCUCGUCACCUGCAAGUUCUCCGGCGCUGUCGAAAUAUCCGUCGACGUUGUGGCCGAAACCAAAUUCAUCGUCUUCAAUGCCGCCGAUCUUGCCAUUGACUCCAGUUCCGUCCGCUUCACAGAUCAGACCGGCUCCAAGGUGCUGAAGGCUCUGGAGGUUGAGCUGUUCGAAGAUGAUGAGAUCGUGGUGGUGGAGUUUCCCGAGAAUCUCUCGCCUGGCAUUGGUGUUUUGUGCGUUGCCUUCGAAGGAACCCUAAAUGACAAAAUGAAAGGCUUCUACAGAAGCACUUAUGAGCAUAAUGGGGAGAAGAAGAACAUGGCUGUGACGCAGUUUGAACCAGCUGAUGCAAGACGGUGCUUUCCGUGUUGGGAUGAACCUGCUUGUAAGGCUACAUUCAAGAUCACAUUAGAAGUGCCAGCUGAACUUGUAGCUCUUUCCAAUAUGCCUGUUUUUGAUGAAAAAGUGGAUGGCAGCAUCAGGACAGUAUGCUACCAGGAAUCACCUAUCAUGUCUACAUAUCUGGUGGCAGUUGUCAUUGGUUUGUUUGAUUAUGUGGAAGAUCAUACGCCUGAUGGGAUAAAAGUUCGUGUCUAUUGCCAAGUUGGUAAAGCAAGUCAAGGGAAAUUCGCUUUGGAUGUUGCUGUCAAAACACUUGAACUUUACAAAAAGUACUUUGAAGUGCCGUAUUCACUGCCUAAAUUAGAUAUGGUGGCGAUCCCUGAUUUUGCUGCUGGAGCCAUGGAAAACUAUGGUCUAGUUACAUAUCGUGAAACAGCCUUACUGUAUGAUGAUAAGCAUUCUGCAGCUGCUAAUAAGCAGAGGGUUGCGACUGUUGUGGCCCAUGAACUUGCACACCAGUGGUUUGGCAAUCUGGUGACAAUGGAAUGGUGGACCCAUCUUUGGCUGAAUGAAGGAUUUGCAACAUGGGUGGAGAUCAAUCAUGCAGCUGAGAUAGAUGAAAUAUUUGAUGCAAUUAGUUAUAGGAAAGGUGCAUCUGUUAUUCGCAUGCUACAAAGCUAUCUUGGUCCUGAAUGUUUUCAGCGGGCACUUGCUUCAUACAUAAAAAAGUAUGCUUGCUCAAAUGCAAAAACCGAGGAUUUGUGGGCUGUCCUUGAAGAGGAAUCUGGCCAACCAGUGACAAAGAUAAUGAAUUCAUGGACGAAGCAAAAGGGUUACCCCGUGGUCUCUGUGAAAGUUAACGAUAAAGAGUUGGUGUUUGAGCAGGUUUUUUAUAUUGAUGCUUUUCACCCAUUGACUUUUAAGAUUGGAUAA
Messenger RNA from Thlaspi arvense, 1368 nucleotides. The record is from the annotation of a GenBank genome assembly. Lineage: Eukaryota; Viridiplantae; Streptophyta; Magnoliopsida; Brassicales; Brassicaceae.